CUGAUCUAUAACACGGAAGCGGAAGUAUGAUAACAAUGAUGCUGCGUUGAACUGUCAAUUUCAUGCUGUUUACAUCAGAAAUUACCUGACAUCUAAAAGCCACGUACAUACCGACAUUUACACAGUUCACCCUUCAAACCCAAGGAUCACGAAAGUUUUUCCCAUCAUAUCGAGGAAAAUGAAGAACACUGGAAUUUUAUUACUGCACUUAUUACUGAUGCCUCAUAUCAUCAGCUGCUGGAAUGAUGAUGCUGUGUUACUGCGGGAUGUUCAGGUGCUCACCCUUCACAGAGGUCGAUACACCACUGCACGUCGCUCCAGUCCUGUUCUCCAGCUUCAGUGUAUUGGGGGAUCUGCUGGCUGUGGAUCAUUCGUAAUGGAUGUGGUCCAGUGUUACAACAAAGGAUGGGAUGGCAUAGACGUUCAGUGGGAGUGUAAAGCCGACAUGGACAACUGGUACAGGUUUGGCCGUGUGGAGGUCUCCUGUGAGGGUUACACCAGUCCCAAUGACGCAUAUGUGCUGAAGGGUUCGUGCGGUCUGGAAUACACAUUGGAGCUCACGGCAGAAGGGAAGCAACAGCAGGGUCGUGACUCCCAAGGCUCAUCUGGCUUUUCAGGCUUUGCCUCUAACUUUUUCCAAGGCUUUUCUGAUCAUAAACCUCACCAGAGUGGAGGCCAGUAUAAGCAGUCUGAUGGUGAUGGAGUGAGCGGGUUUAUAGUGUUAGGUUUCUUUUUGCUGUUGGCUUACGGUGUGUACAAGAUGUUUCUAUGCAGUCCUACUCAAGGCCAUCAAGGUUUUCCCCGCGAUGGCUCUCAAGAUUUUGGCGGGGCGUGGGAUAACAGCCAUGGUGCGGGACCACCUCCUCCUGGAUUUAAGCCUGAUUAUUACACAGACCAGACCAACUCUGGCCCAGCCCCUGGUCCUGGCCCUAGCUAUGGCUUUUCUGACGAAUACACCAGACCUCAGACGGAUUCUUGGACUGGUUUCAACGGUGGACGACGAACUGGAGGUGGUGUAGGUGGUGGUGGUGGAUUCUGGCCUGGAAUGGGAGCCGGUUCAAUUCUGGGAUACUUAUUUGGGAAUCAGAGACGCCAGCCACACAUGGGACCAUCUUACACCACAGGACCCUCUUACAACAGCAGACCUUCCCCAAAACCAAAAACAAGCUCAGGGACACGCACUGCAUCAGGUUUCGGUGGAACUAAAAAAAGAUGAUUGAAGAUGAGAUGUACAGAGGACUUAGAGCGCCACUUUUAAAUAAAAUGAGAAAUAAAUUUUUCAAUUUAAUAAAUCAAACAUAUAAAUGUAAUAUCUGAACUCGAUUAGUUCAAGUUUUUUCAUGCUAAGGUUAAAGUGAAAAAUUAUGCGUCUCCUUGACACCAAUGACAAAUGGCAUUUUCGUUUGGUUUUAUUUACUGACUUUUAAUUAUAAUACACAAAGACGGCACACAAAAGUAAAAUGUGUUGUAAAUUAAUGUUGAAUUGAAGACCAUCUAUAGAUGCACAUAUUGACAAAAAUUGCCAGCAUACGGCCCAUAUUUGUAUCCAAUCAGCUACCCUCUAGAACAGGGGUUCUCAAAGUUUACAUUCAAAGGUCCAAAUCUGAAUUCCCAUAAUUUUCAUAGGUCCGGAAAAACUUUAUGUAAAUCAUUUGUUUAUAUAACAAAUCAACACAAAUAGUUUGGGAAAAACAUAAGUGUAUUUUGCAUUUAAAGUAAAAAAAUUUUUUAAAAUAAACACAAGAAAUAUGCCAAAAGUAACCAGGUGCAAAAUACAGAGCAACCUAAUUAGAGAAAUGGCACAGUUUGUUCUCCAUCAGAUGCAUAAACCAUGGCAAAAAAGUGUGGUUGGUAGGCAGAGACACUGACCAAAAUUAGGGGUGCACCUAUAAAUUGGCUGAUGAUGCAUGCUUCUCAAUGAAUAAAGGUGAAAUGCCGCUACAUCCAAAAGCCAGGGGGCGCUCUUGGGCAGAAACUUAAUAUGUGCUGCAGACGAAGAACCAGACACGGAGAUUCAGGAAAUGUCUUAAGGAUAUAUUUAUAUUGCUGUUUUUCAAACCUUUUCAGGUAUUUUCAUGAUAAUAAAGAAUAUGUAUAAGAUUAUGUUUGACGAGUGUUGCUUUUUUAAAUGCAUGUUUUAAACGACUCAAACCAACAGUGAUUGGUAAGGACUGAUCAAAAGCCGUAGUACAUGAAGUAGCUGUACAUAAUAUCUGGGUGUGAUGGCUACAGCGUCACACAGGAAAUUUUUAAAUAACUCGUUUUAUUUUCGGACCAGGAAUACUCUUAAAUCUAAAAAGAAGAAAAAACUAAACGAAUGGUUUACAAGUUUAAUAUGCAAUUGUGAAUUAGCAAAUGCACACAUUUAAUCAAUCACAUAGAAAUUAUUAAUGCACUUGUAAUAUGAAGUGGACGCGGGUCCGGAUCAAGUUGCCGUCGGGUCCGGAUCCGGACCGGAGUCCGGACUUUGAGAACCCCUGCUCUAGAAUAAAAAUGCCCCCCCAUCAUCUGCAGUUCACUGGAAAAUAGCAAAAUUAUUGUUGUUACUGGAUUGUGAUUUAACCAUGGAUUGUAUUGUUUUGUGUGGUUCUUUUUCUGUUUUAUUUUAUUUAGAGGAUUGAUAAUUGAAUUGAUAAUAUAUUUGGCUUUUGUGGUGAAGCCUUAUAUUUAUGAUCCUUGAUAAUUUGAUUGCUGAAAUGAAUUGUGACCAAUGCUUUGGGUAACUUUCAUAUAACUCCAUCAAGUGGCCUAUACUGGGAUAUCCCUUUCAUAUCGGUUAACUGCCGUGCGCAAGAUAAAAGUGCACCAAUCAGCCGUCAUGUCAUAUUUCAUAUUUUGUUUUUGAUAGUAGUGUAAUAAACUGAAAAAUAAAUAAGAUGUGUGUGACAUUGUGUGCGUGCACCUGCAUUUAUUUACAUCCUC
Molecule: messenger RNA, 2922 nt
Organism: Paramisgurnus dabryanus
Lineage: Eukaryota; Metazoa; Chordata; Actinopteri; Cypriniformes; Cobitidae
Gene: saraf
Product: store-operated calcium entry-associated regulatory factor
Biological process (GO): regulation of store-operated calcium entry
Cellular component (GO): endoplasmic reticulum membrane
Source: RefSeq, a predicted model, not a curated record